Messenger RNA from Penicillium manginii, 1623 nucleotides. Its product is annotated as NRPS-like enzyme. The transcript is spliced from 3 exons. The record is from RefSeq and is a predicted model, not a curated record. The coding region runs from base 1 to 1623 and encodes 540 amino acids. Lineage: Eukaryota; Fungi; Ascomycota; Eurotiomycetes; Eurotiales; Aspergillaceae.
AUGAAUAGCAAGCCAAGACUGGUUGCUAAUGUCAUUGAGACGAAGGCAAAGACAAUUCCCGACGCCCCAUGGCUUCUGUAUGCGAACUCAUCUUCUUGGGAGCACGAAGGAGGCUACAAGCCUAUUACAUGGAAGCAAUGUGCCAAUUCAAUAAACAAGAUGGCCCAUUUCCUGGACGAAAAUAUUCCUAGACAGAGCACGGGUCGACAAACGAUCACUUACCAAGGCCCAAAUGACGCAAGAUACUAUAUCAUGAUGGUAGCGGCGGCGAAAUCAAAAAGAACGGUUUUUAUCCCAGAUGGUCGGAUUACUCCAGAUGGUAUGCUCAAGAUACUCGAUGAGAUAAAGUGCGAAAUUUGGGUUUCACCAGACGAUCAAGGCGUUCCCCCGAAAGGCCAAACCACCCUGAAGAUUCCAUCACUGGAAGAUAUCCUGGAGCAAACCAACAGUUGCGAUAUCCAGUACAAUUACAAUGAAUCUUGGGAACAAGCAAAAAAUGAGACAGUUUGCAUUAUUCACACAUCUGGCACAACUGGUACCCCAAAGCCCAUUUACCUUCGCAAUGGCUUCAUGUCGGUUUUUGACUGGAGUCUAUUAUACGAAAGACACUUAUCUCCUAAAGUUACCUAUCACCAUUAUGAGAACUCGUUGACCCUGACGACCUGCGCUCCUCAAUGGCUGGGUGGGUUUGCUUUCACUCUGAAUGCAGCAGCCUUUGUUGGUAUGAUUACAGUGCUUCUACCUCCUGACAUGAAAUCACCUCUGGAUCGUGAGUCUGUCAUUAGAAUUUGCCAGCAUACAGGAGCCAGGAGUAUUGUGACACCUCCAUCUCUCAUUGAAGACUUUUAUAACGAUAAGUCUGCCUUUGAUUUCUUGAAGAGCCUUGAUUACGUCUGCUGGCUAGGAGCAGGGCUGGAUAGUGCAAUUGGCGAAGACCUAGCAAAGCAUACUCACUUAUUCCCGGUGAUUGGAUCUACCGAGCGUGGACCGCAGCCGUCUUUUGAAUCCCCCGAUGUGAAAAUGUGGAAUAGCUUCGAGUUUAUUCCCGAGUCCGGGCCCAGAUUCGAGCAUAUUUCCGAUGACUUGUAUGAGUUACAGGUUGACCGUACACCAGAGCAUGAUGUCUUCCAGGGAGGGUUCUACGUCUUUCCCGAUCUCGACACUAUCCCAUCAUCCGAGAUUUAUUCACCGGUUGUUGACAGUUACGGCUCUACUAGGUGGAUUUUCCGUGGACGCACGGGCGAUUUGGUAAAGCUAUCCUGGCUUGCCAAAUUCCAUGCGACACACAUCGAGAGUGCCAUAAAUAUGCACAGCCAAGUCAACUCGGUGGUCAUGGGUGGGGAGGGACGUGAUGUGCCCUACAUCAUUGUGGAGCCUAAAGAUCACAACGAAAUUCAAGAUGGCGAAAAAUUUAUUGAUGAGAUAUAUGACACGAUGAUAUUAUCUCUCAAUGAAAAAGGUCACCAGGAGAUUCAUAUACCACGAGAUACAGUCAUGUUGUCUGAUCCGUCCUUGCCCUUCCAACGAACUUUGAAAAUGACAAUCAUCAGACAAAAGGUGGAGGAUUCCUACAAGCAGCACAUUGAUGCGAUGUAUCAACUAUGGCAAAACAGAAAGGAAUAA